Molecule: messenger RNA, 474 nt
Organism: Aplosporella prunicola CBS 121167
Lineage: Eukaryota; Fungi; Ascomycota; Dothideomycetes; Botryosphaeriales; Aplosporellaceae
Exons: 2
Coding region: 1-474 (157 amino acids)
Source: RefSeq, a predicted model, not a curated record
AUGCUUCUAAUCGCUCGAUACGUCAUAGACAGCAACAGCAACAAGAAAACACCACCCCACGAACUGCACCCUCACACCUUCCCCACACAUACUCACCACUCCGCCUCCAGCGCCCAUCCAAAACCCACGCACACGCAACAACCCGCAGCACUUAAAUCCGCGCCCCCGCCUUCCAUCUAUAACAGCCAGGACGCACCGCCCCCGGCUCUCAUGCAAACCUCGACACUCCCCACCGCAAACAAACCCAAACCAAGCCAUACCACUUCCAUCGGGCACCUCUUGCAAAGACCAUACCCAGCACACCCCCGCCCCCGCCCCAGCUAUCUCAGUAAUCCACCAACCACCAUCACCAACCCCCCAGAAGAGUACCGCAUUCUAGCACUAACUACUAGUCCAGAACAGCUUAACACUGUACGUAACAGCGCGUGUCAAAACCUGCAUACGUUUGCAUAUUUACCAACUUCACUAAACUGA